Molecule: messenger RNA, 3677 nt
Organism: Mugil cephalus (flathead mullet)
Lineage: Eukaryota; Metazoa; Chordata; Actinopteri; Mugiliformes; Mugilidae
Product: transmembrane protein 184B-like
Exons: 10
Coding region: 447-1730 (427 amino acids)
Biological process (GO): transport
Molecular function (GO): transporter activity
Source: RefSeq, a predicted model, not a curated record
CUGCUGCUGCUGUUGCUACAGUGACGAGGGUGAAGUAACGGACCAUCAGCGGUGGCUUAAAAAUGUCAGAAAAACACCAUUUUUUCUCUUUUACGCGUGUUGUAAAUCUUUGAUCGAGUGAGUCGCUUCUUAAAAACUCGCUACUUUUAUUAGUUAUUGACCAAUUAAGCGCUAAUUUGGCCGCAAACGGAAAACGCUAACCGGGUUAGCCGUAAGCCAAGCGAGGCUAACAGAGCCCGACCGCACGGCUUUUUAUUUAUUUAUCCGGAGAGGAGAGGCGUUUCCGGGCUUCAAACUAUAAUGCAGAGAACAUAUAAGUGGCUGGUUGUCGUCUGAAUGUCCUCAACAUAACUCGUAUGUGCUCCAGUUAAAAAAAAAGAAGAGGAAGAAGCUGUUGGCUAGAGACGAUGAGCUAAAUUGAUGCCUGAAAUCAGCGCAGAUCGGAGAUGAGUCAGCUUUGGUGGCGAGAAAAGCGCCUGUCGGAGAGGUUGGGGGGCGACUCCCCUGAUGGCCUCCCCCCGCCGGGGUCCCUGGCCACCGUGGCCCCUCAAGGACCCAACGCCUCGUGGGUUCCCGAAGCCCCGCUGGUCACACCGGAGAAGCCCAUUUUCCUCAUGACCUCCACCGCCCAAACCAUAUCAGGGUUUUUUGUCUGGACGGCUCUUCUGAUCACAUGCCAUCAGAUCUACAUGCACCUACGUUACUACAGCUCUCCAAACGAGCAGAGGCACAUCGUUAGGAUCCUCUUCAUAGUCCCCAUCUACGCCUUCGACUCCUGGCUCAGCCUCCUUUUCUUCACCAAUGAGGAGUAUUACGUGUACUUUGACACAGUACGAGACUGCUACGAAGCCUUCGUCAUCUACAAUUUCCUGAGUCUGUGCUACGAGUAUCUGGGAGGAGAGAGCGCCAUCAUGGCUGAAAUCAGAGGGAAACCUAUCGAGUCGAGCUGCAUGUACGGGACCUGUUGUCUGUGGGGGAAGACCUACUCUAUUGGUUUCCUCAGGUUCUGCAAACAGGCAACCCUCCAGUUCUGUGUGGUGAAGCCCCUGAUGGCGAUGAUCACCGUCAUCCUCCAGGCCUUUGGGAAAUACAAAGAUGGAGACUUCAACGCGGCCAGUGGCUACUUAUACAUCAUGAUAAUCUACAACAUCUCUGUCAGCCUCUCGCUCUACGCUCUCUUCCUCUUCUACUUCGCCACGCGUGAACUGCUCGUCCCGUACAACCCCGUGCUCAAGUUCUUCAUGGUCAAGUCGGUCAUCUUUCUGUCCUUCUGGCAGGGGAUGCUGCUGGCCAUCCUGGAGAAGUGUGGAGCUAUUCCUCAGAUAAACUCGGCCGACUUCUCUGUGGGCGAAGGGACGGUCGCCGCGGGCUACCAAAACUUCAUCAUCUGCAUCGAGAUGUUCUUUGCCGCUGUCGCUUUGCGCCACGCCUUCACAUACAAGGUCUACAUGGACAAAAGACUGGACUCUUACGGCUCGUUUCCCAUCUAUGGACAGUACGGACGCUGCGCCCCGAUGAAGAGCAUCUCCAGCAGCCUGAAGGAGACCAUGAACCCCGGGGACAUGGUCCAGGACGCCAUCCACAACUUCUCCCCGGCGUAUCAGCAGUACACCCAGCAGUCCACGCUGGAGCGAGGGGGGGGGCCGCCGCUGUCCCGCUCCCACAGUAACCUCAGCACCCGCGGGGACACGGAGAAGACCCUCCUGCUCAGCUCUGACGACGAGUUCUGAGCCCUCCUCCUCCUCCCCCGUACUCCUGUAGCCCACAUCGUAUGUUUAGCAGCUUCGUAUAUGAGACAAAUCACACAUUUUGUUUCGACCUAAACAGUCACAGGGUUUUAUAAUGAAAAGGGAACUCGUUUCUACAGCAGGUAAAGAGAGAAGAGGAAUAAAGUGAGGGGGCAGCGAGGUGGAGGGUUGAUAGCUGGCCACACUGUUUGCUUUUCUGUUGACGUCAUAGUUGUCGUACGUUAUCUGUGUUCGUAGGGAUCACUACUAAUAACUGUGCCUGCAUAGAGCAUCUUAAUGCUGCACAAAAUCAGUCAAAUAUAAGCUGGAGAAAACAAGUGCCACCUUCAUCUGAAACACUGCUUCCCUCUUUGAUUCUUUCAUUUUCUAUAAUCGUCUCUCCUCCUCCUCCUCCUCCUCCUCCUCCUCCUCCAACUCUCUAACGUUGCCAAAUAGUGGGAACAGCAGCCUGUGCUCCCGCUAAUGACAGACACUGUCCUAAAGCAUUGAUUUAUAGCAAAACUACAGAACCUUUGAAGCGCUGCGGUUCAUUUUAAUAUAUGAUUUUAAUUAGAAUAUUUUAUUUAAAUGUUUGUACUUCUUUGCUGGAGAAUUAUUAUUGCGGAAGUGUUAUAAAUAUACUGCGUAUUUUGUCUUCGGUGUUGUUUGAAACAACGUGUAGUAGCCUGACUCCUGGAGCUGUUGUUGUUCGCGGAGCAACGGACGGGGAACAGCUGUAGGAGAGAUUUUUUAGCGUGGGCAGAGGGUCGGGCGGAAGUACGGGGCCCACACAGAUUACCGAAGAAGCGACACUUCCCCGCAGAGCCGGCACAGCUGUGAUGUUCUCUGGACUGUAAUCCCAUAAUUACUUACGUGCAGCACAGAUCUGGCCUGCCUCUGCUGGCGCUAUCUGUAACGGCAUCGCGGCCUGUAGAGUCGUCAGGAUGUGGGUCAUUACAGACACAACAAGUCGUACUCCGGUAUGUGGACAUCUUAUAGCAGGAAAGAGAAGGGAACAGAAAAAAAAAAAGCCGCAAACCUUCAGGCUGCCCAGACAUCCUCUGAUCUUUAUCGUCUUUGAUUUCCCAGAAGCAGAUACGAACUGUGUUGGAGUUAAUUCGUUAUCAGCUGAUGUUUGUAUGCGUUUUUGAAGUGGCGAGUUUGGAACUCGCUUGCGCUUGCGAUCCUAAAUGUUCAUUGUCGGGGGCACAGCUGAUUGGCCCUUUAAGAUAACGUGACUUUAGGCCCAACGCUGCCUGUUGAAAACUUUUAUUCUUCGCUCGUUAUGUUGAAUCGAGAUUUGCUCAAGUUAUACACUGCAGGUAAACACGUGGUACAUUACAGUAUAGUCCUUUUGAGGGAUGAAUGUAGUCAAAUUAAAGGUCAAGUUUAUAUCUAUCACUUAACUUCCUAAAAUUAUAUUAAUUUAGCAAAAUAUUGAAAGUAUUUGCAGCGUCCAUUCCAACUGUCUUCCGCUGCUGUAUAAUGAACGCAUCACUUUUGUAUCCAUGAAGUCAAAGUUUGGUGCAUUUUGUUGCUUUAAGUGAAAUUCACUACCUUCUACUUUGUCCCCCAGACGACAGCCCAUCAAGUGCAGGCAUCUUGAUUGAAAAUACUAUCAAAUGAUUUAUUUGAUACUUGAUGUAAAAGUUGGAUGUUAAUCUUAAAACUGAAUAAAUAGUUUUCCUGAAAGAAAAGAAUGCUGUAAAUAGUCAAACCAAGCAGUGUUCAGGAUGGCGACUAAUAGAUUUGCUUGGCCCAGUGAUUUGUUUCAGUUUCAGUUUUUUUUUUCUUGUGUUUUAAUAUUUCAAUUUCAUAUAUACUCCUGUUUUGUUUGAAUUCUUUUUGUAUAUGUUUUAAUUUGUAUAUUGGUAAUAUCACAUGUUUUGAUGCUGUAUUGCUUUUCUGUUGGUGUUGCAAAGGAAAUUAAAGACAGAUGGAAGAAAAGGA